Messenger RNA from Rhincodon typus (whale shark), 3697 nucleotides. RefSeq names its product centrosomal protein of 152 kDa. Gene Ontology annotation, biological process: centriole replication. Bases 355 to 3108 code for a protein of 917 amino acids. The transcript is spliced from 22 exons. Gene Ontology annotation, cellular component: centrosome. The record is from RefSeq and is a predicted model, not a curated record. NCBI's taxonomy places the organism in Eukaryota, Metazoa, Chordata, Chondrichthyes, Orectolobiformes, Rhincodontidae.
CGAGCGCCAGGUUUAGUACAAAAAGUCCUCGCGCCAGUAACGGAUAAAUUGCACUGCCGUCGGAAGUCCCGCCUGCCAAGCUCUCCAUUGGAAAAGAGUAGGGUCUCUAACCCAGUCCGGACCAUCUGUGGUUACACGAGCUGCCAAUCAAGAUACGUCGCCCAGUUUACACUGUAGGGUCGGGUUGAGGCUGUGCUGAUGGUUCUUCCCAUGGUAGCCGUUCUCUGAAGUAAAGUCCGAUUGAUGGAGUAUGUUAUAAUUGUUAUCUGGUUGCUAGGACCAGUAUCGACAUGACAAGUUCACAGGUUCUGGUCUUAACUUCAACUUUGGGUUAUUUCUCUUAAAGAACCUCUGAUGAUGUCCAUGGACUUUGACAGCGUGGCUUUGCCAACCCAACAUGAAGACGAGGAGUAUGACAGGGAAGAUUAUGAACGAGAGCAAGAGCUCCACCAGUUACUGAUGACCGGUCUUCCAGAUGACAUGCUGGAGGAUAGCAGAGACAUUUCUUCUCCAGAAUUGAAUUACUCUGGCUGUAAUGUCAAUAAUGGUGUUGAACAAACCUGCGAACAGAAGAGAAAUUGGAAUGAACAGGAAGUAAGCAACAUUGCAGUGGAUAAAGAUAGUUAUUCUACUGAAUAUCCAGUAUACAAAGGACAGAAUGGAUAUUUUAUUGCAAAUGAAAAUAUUUCUAACGAAACCUUGGAACUAUACAAAGUGAAGUAUAACCCUUACCCUGCUGUUCAUCCACCUAACGGGGCUUUUAACCCAGAUGAAGCAAAAAGUUUAGUCAACAGGUUUGAACAAAUGCAGAGCAAAUUCUUGGAUAGUGGAGAAGCUUCUACAGAAGCACAUCAGUUUGCACAGUUACAGAUACUUUACAAUGCACGGGGAAGGCACUUAGAGGAAAUGCAGCACAAACAGGAAGAGUUUGCCCGUGAGAUCAGAUAUUUGAAUCACCAGCUUGCAAUGACAAAAGGUGAAAAAGAUGGUGUAGCUAUUAGUUGUCAGGAGUUGCAGAAGUUACUUCAAGAUGCAAAAGAACAUGAAGUUCAGCUGGAAGGCCAAAUUAAAGCAUUGGACUCCAGAGUUCAAGACUUGAGUGCCAGUGAGGAAGAGGCGAUGAAGAACCAGAAGAUUGCUGAGGCAGCCAUGGAAAGUAUGCAACAACAGCUGUCUGAGCUCAGUCGCUCAGAAUCUCUCACUCGUGUCAAAGAGCAGCAUGAAAGUGUCAUUUAUGCACUCAAGCAGAAACAUGAGGAAUCGACCUUGGUCAUGCAGCAGACACUUGAUGCAACAAGCAUUGCUUUGGAAGAACAGCAAGAGAAUUGUAAGCAACUUCAGGAACAAGUCAAACAGUUGGAAAGGCAACAAGAAGCAGCAAAGUUGGAGAAAGCAGAAAUAAUUAAUGGACUGACUCGAAGUUUAGAAGCAAGUCAGCAGCAGUGCAGAGAUUUAUUGCAAACAGGUUCAGUGCAGGAGAUCGCUCAGCUUCGGAUCCAAGUUCAGCAAGUUCAGUCUGCCAAGAACAUAAGUGAUAGCAUGAACAAAGCUUUACAGGAAGAACUGGCUGACUUGAAGGAACAGAUUACUUUUUAUGAAUCUGCCACUAAGAUUAGCGUUCUUACUAAAGAUAUGGCAGAAGAAUUAGAACUUCCAUUAUCAGAUUCCUAUAUGGAUCUUGGUAUCAAGAAUGGGAAGUGGAAAAUGCCCAGGUUCCAAAGCUCAAUACAGCAAGGUUGCUCUGACAAGGUGUUGUCUAAGGAUGAGAUAAUAAUGGAACUGAAGUCUGAACUGGAGCGAGCACUCAGCAGCAUCAGAACAAAACGUCAUCAAGUGACUCAGCUUCAGCAUGAAAGUAAAGAAAGUCAAAAGCAAAUAGCUGAGAUUAAGGAGCAGUUGCAAAAUGCUGAAAAAAUGGCAAGAAGCCAUGAGGUACGAGCCAGCACAUUGGAAAAGCAACUGGAAGCUGUAGGACCCUGCUCAUCCACCUCUGAAAAGGCCCUUCAAGAAGAAGUUGACAAGUUGCGAUGUGAGAACCAGGCUCUACGCAAAGAAAUUGAGGAUAAACAGCAGCAGAUUGAAAAAUUAAUUGAUAGUGAAAAGCAAUUUAAAGAAGCAAACCAGGAAUUGUAUAAUGAGAUGCGACAGAUGAUUCAGGACUUUGACCAGGAUAAGCAAGAGGCAAUUGACAGAUGUCAGCGAAUUCAUCAGCAGCAUCAUGAGGAUUCCAAGUGUCGACUUCAGCAGGAGUUGCAGGAACAGCAUGAAUUGGAGAAAACGCAGCUGACUCAGUUCUAUAAACAGCAGAUCAUGCAAACUGAUGAUGGUGAGGAUGAUUUGAAGAAAGGAACACAACUAUUAGAAAUUUAUGCCCUUGAGAUCCAGAUGUAUACUGCACAAAAGAACAACAAGAAAUUGAAAGCACUGUAUGAACAGUCUUUACACAUUAAAUCUGCCAUCCCUCAUCCACUUAUCAUGGGAGUUAUUAGAGAAUGUGGAGGUAAGAUGCACUUAAGAGAAGGUGAAUUCGAAAAGGCACAUACUGAUUUCUUUGAGGCGUUCAAGAAUUAUGAUGAAUCAGGAAGCCCUAGACGUACCACCUGCCUGAAAUAUUUGGUUUUGGCUAAUAUGUUGAUGAAGUCAGGAAUUAAUCCUUUUGACUCUCAGGAGGCCAAACCAUACAAGAAUGAUCCAGAGAUUCUUGCAAUGACAAAUUUAGUAAGUGCCUAUCAAAAUAAUGACAUCACUGAAUUUGAGAAGAUUCUGAAAACCAAUCACAGUAACAUCAUGGAUGACCCCUUCAUAAGGGAGCACAUAGAAGAGUUAUUGAGGAACAUCAGAACACAAGUCCUGAUAAAAUUAAUAAAGCCUUACACGAGGAUACAUAUACCUUUUAUUUCAAAGGAGUUGAACAUAGAUGUAGCUGAUGUAGAGAGCUUGUUGGUGCAAUGCAUACUGGACAACACUAUCCAUGGUCGGAUUGAUCAAGUCAACCAAUUGCUUGAAUUGGAUCAUCAGAAAAGAGGCGGGGCUCGGUAUACUGCAUUAGAUAAAUGGACCAAUCAGCUUAACACGCUCAACCAAGCAGUUGUCAGCAAAUUGGCUUGAUGCAAUUUAGGCUUCUACAGUAACACAAUAAGGAAAAAAUGCAGUGAUGUAAACCUUAAAAACUGAGAAUGGCUGAUCUGCUGUUGGUUGGCCCUGAAGACUACCAGAGCUAUGGCAGAAGUGCAUUUUGAUCAACUGGUUUGUGUUUUGUUGCUGCAUUUGUCCCAAGACACAGCUUUAAUCUGAAGAAAACCAAACUGCUACAGGACUUGUGGUUUAUCAACAAUGUGCCCUCCAUCGUAAGGGAAAUUACAGUCCAAGAGCUGUUAGUGUCAAAAUUUAAAAAGAGACUCUUCACUUUGACAUCUAAAUAUUUUAGCAUUAGAAAACCUCUAUCUGAAAUGUUAAACCAAACCUGCAAUAAUUUGAAAAUGUGUACCAGUUUUUGGAAAUACAUUCUUUCAUGUACGAUUUGGCAUGGUUGCGUCAUUGUACAAAAUGUUUUGUCAACUUACAAAUUAUGUGGCCCAUGAGUUCUCUGUACCUCCGGUGUAGUAAAACUUUAGACAGGAACCUUCAUCUGUGGCACACUCACAUUAGGAUUGAAGCAGUAAAAUAAAAUACAGCUCAGAAAUUGGAAAUGCUGUAA